Messenger RNA from Juglans regia (Persian walnut), 2922 nucleotides. RefSeq names its product putative disease resistance protein RGA3. Gene Ontology annotation, molecular function: ADP binding. The record is from RefSeq and is a predicted model, not a curated record. The coding region runs from base 1 to 2922 and encodes 973 amino acids. Gene Ontology annotation, biological process: defense response to other organism. The transcript has 2 exons. Lineage: Eukaryota; Viridiplantae; Streptophyta; Magnoliopsida; Fagales; Juglandaceae.
AUGGCAGAAGCCAUUCUCUUCAACGUUGCUGCACGAAUCAUUGAGAGCUUGGGAUCUCUGGCUCUCAAACAGAUCGGACUGCUUUGGGGCAUCACAGAUGAGCUUGAGAAGCUCAAGAACACCGUUUCGACAAUCCAAGCUGUGCUUCUUGAUGCUGAGGAGCAAUGGGCAAUGAACCGUCAAGUUAGAGAUUGGCUUGAAAAGCUUAAGGAUGUCUUUUAUGAUGUAGACGACUUGCUGGAUGGUUUCUCCACUGAAUGUCUGUUGCGAGAGAUGAUGACUCGGGAUAAGAUGGCAAAAAAGGUACGAAUCUUCUUCUCCAAAUCAAACCCGCUUGUCUAUGAUCUGAAAAUGGGCCAUAAGAUUAAGGCGAUUAGACAGAAGUUAGAUGCCAUCGCAAAUGAUAGGAAAUUCCACUUGGAGGAACGCCCUGCGGAGAUAAGAGUCAGUGCUAGGAAGAGGGAUGAUACUCAUUCCUAUGUACCUGAUGCAAACGUUAUUGGUAGAGAAGAUGACAAGAAGGAGAUCAUAAAAAGACUUCUUUCUGAUUCCGACAUUAAAGAGAAUGUAGGAAUCCUUCCGAUUACUGGCAUCGGAGGAUUAGGAAAGACCACACUUGCUCAAUUCAUAUUUAAUGAUCUGAAGGUAGAUAAACAUUUUCAGCUAAAAAUGUGGGUGUGCGUCUCUGAUAAUUUUGAUGUUAGAAAAAUUGUUGAAAAAAUCCUAGAAUCGGCAAGAAAACAGAAACCAGAAACUAUUGAAAUGGAUACAUUGGUGCAUGGUCUUCGAAAAGCAAUUGUAGGAAAGAAAUACUUACUUGUGUUGGAUGAUGUUUGGAAUGAGGAUGUUAAAAAAUGGGAUGAUUUGAAAGUACUGUUGGAGGUUGGUGCAAGUGGCAGUAGAAUGUUAAUAACUACACGAAGUAAAAAAGUUGCACAAAUUACCCAAACAAUUGCAGAAUAUUCUUUACAGUGUUUAGACGAACGGGAGUCAUGGUGUUUAUUCAAGCAAGUGGCAUUUGAGAAAGGACAAGAGCUAGAGAAUUCUAGAAAAGUAGAAGUUGGAAAGGAGAUUGUAGAAAAGUGUUAUGGUGUCCCCCUUGUCAUCAAAACAAUUGGAAGGUUACUGUCCUUGGAAAAUUCUGAAGCAGGGUGGUUUUCUUUUAAAAAUAAACUCCCAGCAAUAAAAGAAGAUGGCAUCUUACCAACUCUUAAGCUGAGUUAUGAUCAACUUCCAUCACAUUUGAAACAAUGUUUUGCUUAUUGUAGUAUAUUUCCGAAGGAUUACGUAAUGAAAAAAUCAACAUUGAUAAAACUCUGGAUAGCACAGGGGUUUAUCAAGCUAUCCAAUCAAAAUGAAUGUCUUGAAGAUGUUGGUGAUAAGUAUUUCAUGCAUUUACAUUGGAGAUCGUUCUUUCUAAAAGCUAAAACUGAUUAUCUGGGCAACGUGAUUACAUUUAAAAUGCAUGACCUCAUGCAUGAUCUUGCAAUGUCAGUGGCAGGAUCGUUGAUCACCACAUUAGAAUCUGAGGAAAAAAGUAUUAGUGAGAAAACUCGGCACGUAUCAGUUGUCGACAAUAUAGAUUUUUCCUCUGUAAUUCCAAUGUCCUCGUCUAAAGCCAGUAGGAUUCGAACACUUCUUUCGCUUGGUGAAUUCAAGGAUUUGCAAGAGUCAAGCACCUCUUGUGAAGCAAUCUUUUUAAGUUUGAAGUUCUUGCGAGUGCUGAAUUUACAAGGAAGACGACUUGAUUUAGUACCGAGUUCCAUAUGUAAGUUGAAGCAUUUAAGAGAUCUUGAUCUUUCAUGGAAUGAUAAAAUCAAGAUGCUGCCCGAUUCCAUACCUAGGUUGCAAAACUUAUAUACACUAAGACUUUCUUAUUGCUCAAGUCUUAAAGAAUUGCCUAGAGGAAUUACGAAAUUAGUCAACCUCAGGCAUCUUUACAAUAAUGGAUGUGAGAAUUUGACUUAUAUGCCAUGUGGAUUGGGGGAAUUGAAAAAUCUCCAGACAUUAUCUAAGUUUGUUGUCCACUCUGAUUCGGCCCCAGAGGAUAGUGGCCGGUUAAGUGUGCUAAAUAGACUAAAUAGCUUAAGAGGAAAGUUACAGAUUUCGGGUUUGAGAAGUCGGGAGGAAGACGUCGCAUCAGACUAUAAGGGUGCAAAUCUAAAGGAGAAAGAACAUCUUCAGGUUUUGACUUUACGUUGGAGAAGAGGAAAUGUUAAUGCAUGCGAUGAAAUGGCAUUGGAAGGCUUUGAACCUCACCCAAAUCUUAAAAAGAUGUACGUAGAAUAUUAUGGGGGUGUGAGGGUUCCCAUGUGGCUUUUGUCACUCACAAAUCUUGUUCACUUAAGUUUAAAUGAUUGUAGGAUAUUGAAAUAUUUGCCACCAUUGAGUCGACUUCCAUUUCUUAAGAGCAUUUCUCUAAACUUCCUUGAUGAAAUAGAGUACGUAUCAGAUUGUGGUGACAACAAUGAGCUAUCUUCUUCUUCUUCUUCUUCUUCAUCAGAAUUCUUUCCAUCUCUUGAGCGGAUUUUCCUCCAUGGGUGUCAUAAUCUCAAGGGUUGGUGGAGGAGGAGUGAUUCUUAUAAUGUGUAUGUCAAUACUAUUGAUCAUAAAAAUUCUUUUGAAGCUCCAUCAAUGACGCGGACGAAGGGGAAUGCUUUACUAUUCCCUCGUCUUUCAAAAUUAGCAAUAUGGCAUUGCCCUAUGUUGACUUCAUUGCCAAUGUUUCCACAUCUUGAAAAAGAGUUAUACCUAAGGGAUGCCAGGUGGAAGGCAACGAUGAGCUCGGUAUGCAAUGGAAAGAGCUUAAAAGCCUCAGCUCUUUGGAGUUCAACGGUAUUCCGAAAUUGGUGUCUCUCCCAUUGGGGCUUCAACAUGUUACCGCUUUACGAGAGCUCAAAAUCUCAGAUUGUUCAAGCUUGA